CCAAAUUCAACUGAAAAAAAUAGUAUUCUUAUUUGGAUCUGGAAUAAAAUUGAUGGAUUGACUCUUUCAGCGUGUGAUACUGAAAGAUCCAGUACUGAAGGUUUGCACACUUCUAUUGGCACUGGCAUCAACAACGCAUGUCUUUUGUCCAGUUUCAAAGUUGAUGGUUGUGUUUGAAACGUGUGGUGUUUUCUUGGGUUUGCUUGAAGGAUUUUACGUGUUUUAUGUCUUCUGAGGUGUGUUUACCUUGUUCAGACAACGAAAGGACCCAAAGUGGAUCAAGAAGUGUUCGCUUGGAAACAUUAUCAUUAUGUAUGGGGGCUUUCUUAAAACUCAGGAGCCGGAAAUCUCCAAGCCUCCUUUAGACCCGGAACCAGUAGUGACUGCUCCACCCACUGCCAAAAAGAAGGGGCCUGGCUUUGGAAGAUCCAAUGGCAAGGUUAUGCCUCUGCGGGCUGAUGCUGUCCCAGAACUGUCCCAAGUUUAUAGUGAGGUGUAUAGUGAUCUCGCCAAGAGUAACAGGCGUUCGCAUGGAAAUUUUUUCAAUCAAAAUGAGAGCCAUGAGUGGGCUUAUCAUACCAAUAACACUAUACCUGAGACUUUAAAUUCCAGUAGAGAGUGGAAUUUUCCACAUAGAACUAACUUUUCUUCCUCUCAAAAUGAUCUGAGAGCUAUUUCUGAGUCGACUCCUUUAAAGUGUGCUCAACAGGACCAUCAUGAUAGAGCAUCUGCUACUGUGGAUAAAGAGAACUUCUACACUCCUCGCAAGACAUCCGAGGCAUUUGCAGCAAGCACUCCUUCUGCUCGAUGUCCCUUGUCAGCCUUGCCGAUGGACAGUGCUGCAGCAAAAGAUACCAUUGAUGGUGUGUUAAGUCACAAGUCAUCAGACUUGCAGACCAGCAGUGGUGGGACUGGCUUCUUUGGAAGCACAAAGAAAAUUUCUUCGGAUGCUGAUAUCUUUCGAACACCCCAAUGCAAAAUAGCUCCAAACCAUCAGAAUUCAAUCCAUGCAAGUGGGCAUACAAGGCCAAGGUUGUAUGGUUUGUCUUCAUCAAAAGUGUUUACAAACAUUCCACUUCAUCCUGCAGUUGCUGCAGGCCAACAGCAUGCCAAACACCUUCAGCAUCAGCAGGUGGCUGAAAAGCAGUUUUCUCAAGAGUCAAGGAUUUCAAGGAAGCUUAUAGAUCCGACUCCUUCAAUAACUCCUGCAGCUCCUGUUAUGAAACAAAGUCAAGUAGCCACAGUUCUAGCUACCACUGAGAAUCAGCCGUCACAUCUGGAUGGAGUGUCUCAGUCUUCAAAUUCUUGGAUACGUCAUUCCAGACCUGUGGAAGUAACUCCCUUCAAAUCAUUACCAAAUCUCAUGAGUGCCCCAUUGAAGCAAGUUGAUGCCGCUUCAGCUGCCCGACUGUGUGAAAAGCAACCUUCAACAUCCUCAAUGGCUGCUGAAGACAGCGUGUCAAGCACUUGGGUUCCUCAUAACAUACCCAGUUGUGCAACUUACAGUAGAGCGCCACAUGUACAGAAUAUGGAUGGUGCCAGCCGGAGACCAGGUCCAGAAACCAAAUCUCAUAUAAGUGAGCCACCAUUAUCCAAAAUAAAACUAGAGGCUCAAGAUACAGUUGAAGCUGUUAUUGAACCAAAAAAGGAUAAACAGCAACAGUUGUCACCAGCACAAGUUGGAGAAAUGAAACCACUUCAAUGUGCACCCAAAUUACUUGAAACAGCCACAGUGGACUCUGGUGUUCCAAGAAUUGUCAUCAACCCACCAGGUGCCGAUGCCAGAAGCCCUCCACAACCAUCCACCCAUUCUGCACAGGUGUUGGCUAAGAAAACAGAUACCUUACAACAAGUUGUGCAAGGACCAGUCAGAGAGGCUGAAUGUCCACCUCAACCACCAGCUGCCACCAAAAACAUGGAGCCCUUUGUAGGAAAAGUUACCAUGCCAAUGGAAAGUGUGAAGACAAUGGAUUCAGUUAAAAAGGUACAGGGACCGGUCAGAGAGUCCGAAUGUCCACCUCAACCACCAGCUGCCACCAAAAGUAUGGAGCCUCCUGUAGCAAAAGUUGCCAUGCCUAUGGAAAGUAUGAAGACAGUUGAUUCAGUUAAAAAGACCUCAUCUGGCUGUGGUGAGAUUGUUGUUAAUGGGCGUUCAUACUCCAUCCUCAGUCUUCUGGGCAGAGGUGGCUCAAGCAAGGUUUAUCAAGUUUUGGAUCCAGCGAACUCACAACUGAAAGCUGUUAAAUGUGUGAACCUAGCUGAUACUGACGUGUCUAUUUGUGAAGGGUAUCUCAAUGAAAUCAAAUUACUGGCUGAACUUCAGGAUGGUGAGAGUGUAAUUCGCAUGUUUGAUCAUGAGCAUAAGAAGGACCAGAAUUUGCUUUUGGUUGUAAUGGAGAAAGGUGACACAGACUUAUCAAAACUCAUAAAGGAAGUUAGCAAGUCCAAGAUCUCAGCUGCCAUGAUUGUUUACUAUUGGACCGAGAUGCUAAAUGCAGUCAGCUUCAUUCACAAGCGUGGUACUAUCCACUCAGACCUGAAGCCCGCAAAUUUCCUGUUAGUUUCAGGACGCUUGAAGCUUAUUGAUUUUGGCAUUGCAUCUUCAGUUCAGGAAGACAUGACUAGUGUUAUGAAAGAAAGCUUAACAGGAACUUAUAACUACAUUAGUCCUGAAGCAUUGUCUGCAAGCAACACUGAUGGUCAAGGAUAUAAAAUAAGUUAUAAAUCUGAUGUUUGGUCACUAGGGUGUAUAUUAUACAGUUUAGUCUAUGGACAAACUCCUUUCCAUCACAUUACAGGUCAAUUUCAAAAAUUAAAUGCAAUUGUUAGUACAAACUACAAAAUUCAAUUCCCUGAGCCACCAGUUGAAGGCUGUCCUUCAGCUAUAAUCCAGGCCAUGAAAUCAUGCCUCACAAGGAAUCCAAAGGAGAGAGCUUCAGUAGAUGAAUUGCUUCAACUACACUACCUUGAGAGAGCAGGCCCCGAAAGAGUUAUCCUUUCUCAAUUUGCCAACCUUGCAGCAUCAGUUGGGCUAGUGCAAGAAACUGAAGAUAAUCGUUAUGCUGUGGUCAUACGGGCAAUGCAGAGGCUUAUAAUUGAAAAUGAGAAGCAUCUUCCAUUUCUGGGUAGAAAAAGGUAAAUGAGACAGUGUAUGAAAAUUAAUGAGAUAAUCCCUCUGUUGUUUUUAAAUUUCUACUUGUACAAAUUUUCUAAUUGUGCAUACAUUUAUAAGAGUGAAUUUAUUACAUGUUGAUAAAGUCUUGACUUGUUUAUUCUUAAGUCUGUCCUAGUUAUAUGGCAACAUAUUUUCAUAUUGUCUUGUUAUUUUUAACCUGCCAACAAUGCAUCCAUCUCUAUGGAUAAUCUGGGAACUAUUGUAAAUGUUCAAGCAUUAAAAUAUGCUCUCAAUGAUACAUAUUGUCCCUUAUUUUACUGUGAUUUUAAUUUAUCUCUUGUAUAUUGCCUAUCAUUAUUCUGAAUUUUAUGCAGGCUCCCCUAAUCUAUGGUGGACCUAAUAUUGUGUGCGUGUGGAGAAAAUGCUUUGGCUGUUAAGUUGUAGAAAAAAGUAGUAUGUUACCAUUUUCAGAAAUAUCAUGGUUCAUAUUUCAUAUCACAAGAUUUAACUAGUGCAAUAAGAAGUUAUCUUAGCAAAGCCCUAGCUUCACCUCACUAAGUACCUGUGAGUGUAUGAUCUUUAGGACUCGGAGUGAUUCUUAUGAAGUAUAUGUUAACAUAAGACAAAAUAAAUAUUUUAACCAUCA
Molecule: messenger RNA, 3761 nt
Organism: Thrips palmi
Lineage: Eukaryota; Metazoa; Arthropoda; Insecta; Thysanoptera; Thripidae
Gene: Mps1
Product: dual specificity protein kinase TTK
Biological process (GO): peptidyl-serine phosphorylation; meiotic spindle assembly checkpoint signaling; protein localization to kinetochore
Cellular component (GO): nucleus; kinetochore; spindle
Molecular function (GO): ATP binding; protein serine/threonine kinase activity; protein serine/threonine/tyrosine kinase activity
Source: RefSeq, a predicted model, not a curated record